Tyto alba (common barn owl) is the source of this 3298-nucleotide messenger RNA. RefSeq names its product ankyrin repeat domain 13D (gene ANKRD13D). The record is from RefSeq and is a predicted model, not a curated record. Gene Ontology annotation, cellular component: cytoplasm. The transcript is spliced from 15 exons. The coding region runs from base 781 to 2664 and encodes 627 amino acids. Gene Ontology annotation, molecular function: protein binding. NCBI's taxonomy places the organism in Eukaryota, Metazoa, Chordata, Aves, Strigiformes, Tytonidae.
AGCUGCCUGUGUGUGUGUGUGUCCCCCGGCAUUUUAAGGACGUACCGGGGUGCGGGGGGGGUGUCGGGUCCCUCUUCCCCGGGGGGUGACCUUGGGUGUCCCCUAGUUGAGGGGUUGUGCAGGCAGCCCACCCCCCCCCCGCCUCGCCGCCCGGCACCGGGCCGACGUCCCGGUAAUUCCAGCGGCCCCGGGGGACUCUCCGGUGUCUGAUGAGAGGGUUGUGCCACCGCCACACCGAGCAAAACAGCCGCAGCGCGGAGGGGGGGGCCGGGCCCUGCAGACCCCCCGGCCCCGCCGCGUCUCCCCGGUGAUCCCGGGUAACCCACUGCGGGCCGGGAAGGGAAUCCCGGGGCCCCGCGGGGUACCCGGGAGGAGAUGCCGGGAAGGGGGGCGCACACACACACACGCACACCCCGCCCCCCCGGUACCGAGCCAACGGUUCCCCGGUGCCCGGGCCCGCUGCUGCUUCUGAUCUCCGGUGCUCGGUACAGGAUAUCCCGGGGUAGCGAUGUCCGGUAACCCGGUGUCUUCAACCCCUCCCUCUCCUCCCGGUACCUGGUUCCGGGUGCCGGUACCCCGAGACCGCCGGCCCCGCCCCGCGCCGCCGCGUUACGCCGCCGUCCGUCCGUCCGUCCGUCCGUCCGCCCGUCCGCCAGUCCUCCCUCCCCUCCCGCCCGCCGUUCCCGCCGCCGCCGCCGCCCCCGCCGGCGCAGCCAUUGCGGGGCAAGGCCCGGCGCUGCGGCCCGCCCGCCCUCACGGUCCCGGGGACAUGGUGACGGGAUGGCGCGACCCACCGACACCUUCCCGCUCCACCGGCUCGUCUGGCACAACCGGCACCAGGCGCUGGACAGCGCCCUGCGCUCCGGAACGCACGACGUGGAGUUGACGGACCCCCGUGGGCGAACCCCCCUGGAACUGGCCGUGUCCCUGGGGCACCUGGAGUCGGUGCGGGUGCUGCUGCGGCACAACGCCAACGUGGGCCGGGAGAACGCCAACGGCUGGACGGUGCUGCAGGAGGCGGUGAGCACAGGGGACCCCGAGAUGGUGCAACUGGUGCUCCAGUACCGCGAUUACCAGCGGGCGACGCGGCGGCUCGCCGGCAUCCCCGAGCUGCUCAGCAAACUGCGGCGGGCAUCUGACUUCUACGUGGAGAUGAAGUGGGAGUUCACCAGCUGGGUGCCGCUGGUCUCCAAGGUGUGCCCCAGCGACGUCUACCGUGUCUGGAAGCGGGGCGAGAGCCUGCGGGUCGACACCACGCUGCUGGGCUUCGAGCACAUGACGUGGCAGCGCGGCCGCCGCAGCUACAUCUUCAAGGGGGAAGACGAGGGGGCCGUGGUGAUGGAGGUGGACCACGACAAGCAGGUGGUCUACACCGAGACGUUGGCCUUGACCUUGCACGAGCCCGACCUGCUGCUGGCGGCCAUGCAGCCCUCGGAGGAGCACGUUGCCGGGCGGCUGACGUCCCCCAUCGUCUCCACGCACCUCGACACCAGGAACAUCGCCUUCGAAAGGAACAAGUCCGGGAUCUGGGGCUGGCGCUCUGAGAAGAUGGAGGUGGUCAGCGGCUACGAGGCCAAGGUGUACAGCGCCAGCAACGUGGAGCUGGUGACCAAGACGAGGACGGAGCAUCUGUCCGACCAGGAUAAGUCCCGCAGCAAAGGCUCCAAGACCCCCUUCCACUCCUUCCUGGGCAUCGCGCAGCAGCACAGCACCCACAACGGGGCGCCCGUGCUGCAGGCUGCCAGCCCCACCAACCCCACGGCCAUCACCCCUGAGGAAUACUUCGACCCCCACUUCGACCUGGAGACCCGCAACAUCGGGCGCCCCAUCGAGAUGUCCAGCAAGGUGCAGAGGUUCAAGGCGACGCUGUGGCUUUGCGAGCAGCACCCGCUGUCGCUGGCGGAGCAGGUGACGCCCAUCAUCGACCUGAUGGCCAUCUCCAACGCCCACUUCGCCAAACUGCGCGAUUUCAUCACCCUCAAGCUGCCCCCCGGCUUCCCGGUGAAGAUCGAGAUCCCCCUCUUCCACGUGCUCAACGCCCGCAUCACCUUCAGCAACCUCUGCGGGUGCGACCAGCCGCUGGGCUCCGUGCGGGUGUGCGCCCCACCCCAGCCCCCCAGCACCCAUUCCCCUGGCCCGCAGCCCCCCAGCACCCAGCCCCCUGGCCCUAGAGCAGGCUGGCCCUUCCCGUGCGAGGUGGAGGCGGGGGUGUUCGAGGUGCCGGCGGGGUACACGGUGCUGGGCGCGGGGCGCAGCGAACCCCUCCGGGACGAGGACGACGACCUGCUGCAGUUCGCCAUCCAGCAGAGCCUGCUGGACGCCGGCACCGAGACCGACCAGGUGACCAUUUGGGAGGCGCUGACCAACACCCGCCCCGGCGCAGACCCGCCCCCCUAUGACGAGGACCUCCAGCUGGAGCGGGCCCUCCAGGAGAGCAUGCUGCUGCAAGCGGGUCCUAGUGCCGACCCCCCUGCCGCCGGCAGCCCCCCCGGGGCGGGGGGGGGCGGCCCUCCCCCGGCCCCCCCCGGUUACGGCAGCUUCGCGGAUCAGCUGCGGUUGGCCAUGGCACUCUCGGAGCGGGAGCAGGAGGAGCGGGAGCGGCGCCGGCGGGAGGAGGACGAGGAGCUCCAGCGCAUCCUGCGCCUCUCCCUCACUGACAAGUAGCAGCGGGGGAAAGGGGGGACACAGGGAUGUCCCGCGUGGGGGACACCUCCCCACACACACACACACCCCCCACACACACGGAGGGGAGGGACAGGGACACCCCGCCGGCACCCCCUCGCUUGGGGAUCCCCAGGGACGGCUCAGCGUGGGCACCGGCCCACACCGGGACACCCCAAGUCAGGCACAGCCCUUGCCUGGGGACCAGCCGGUGCCGGGGGGGCACCCCCCGUGCCAGGGACCCUCCCCCGGCUGUGGGCACAGCCCCUGCAUGGGGGGAAUUGAUCCAGGGAUCCUCCUUACCCCCGGGACCCCCGAUCCAGGGAUCCCCUCCUGCCAAGCUCCAACCUCAGCCCAGAGGGACCUUGAUCUGGGGACCCCCACCCCAGGGACACUCCCCGCUAUCCCCAGGACCCCCCACCUUAGGGACGCCCCCCCUCCUUCUCUUCAGUGUUGGACAUUGACCCCACGGGGGGUGGGAUGAGCCUGGGGGGACCCCGUGGGAGGCAGCUGACCCCUGUUUAAAGGCACCUCAACUUUGGGGGCUGCGGGGCCGGGCAUCGACCCCCAGGCCUCGUCAUUCAGUGGCGGGGGGGGAGCUGGGGGGGCCCCGGAUGUAUGUACAUAUACGUAUACA